Molecule: messenger RNA, 1292 nt
Organism: Daldinia vernicosa
Lineage: Eukaryota; Fungi; Ascomycota; Sordariomycetes; Xylariales; Hypoxylaceae
Product: casein kinase II regulatory subunit-domain-containing protein
Exons: 2
Coding region: 188-1183 (331 amino acids)
Cellular component (GO): cytoplasm; protein kinase CK2 complex
Molecular function (GO): protein kinase regulator activity
Source: RefSeq, a predicted model, not a curated record
GUCAUGCAGGUGCCAUAGAGCUCUCUUUUCUCGUCUCUCUAACCACGAGUAAUUACGGUCUUGCGGGGGUUCUUCAACAAUACACGCAAUACACCUUGCGACCCUUGGCCACCGUCACCCCUAGACAAGUUGAAUUUAUUCGAGACGAGAGAUCUAUCUAUUCGGGCGCGUCACUCUUCUUGCCAGAAUGUCGUCGUCUUCUGGCACUCCGGAAUCUUGGAUUUCCUCCUUCUGCUCUCUCCUGGGCCACGAAUAUUUCGCAGAAGUGUCCGAAGAAUUUAUCGAAGAUGACUUCAACCUAACUGGAUUACAGACCCAGGUCGCGAUGUAUAAGGAAGCUCUGGAGAUGAUACUCGAUGUUGAACCCGAGGACGACGAUGAAGACGAUGAGGAAGAAGAUGAUGAAGAGGAUGAAUCUAUCGAAGGCGUUGACCGUCCGCGACACGGCGAACGACGCAAUCACAGUCGAAUAGCCAGUGAUUUGUCCGUUAUCGAAUCCUCCGCCGAGAUGCUCUACGGUCUAAUCCAUCAGCGCUUUAUCUGCUCGCGAGCAGGCAUUCAGCAAAUGUCGGAGAAGUAUGAGUUAGGUCACUUCGGCGUAUGUCCUCGAAGCCAUUGCGAACAGUCUCGGACUCUCCCUGUUGGGCUCUCUGAUAUACCUGGCGAGGAGACGGUCAAGCUUUUCUGUCCUUCUUGUCUCGAUGUCUACGUGCCCCCUAACAGCCGUUUCCAGACUGUGGAUGGUGCUUUUUUCGGCCGCACGUUUGGCGCACUUUUCCUACUCACUUUUCCCGAAUACGAUCUUACGAAACGGGGUGCUGAUGUACUAGCGAAUGCGCGCGUGAGCGAUGACGAUAAGGAGAUGCUUAAUGGCAUGUACACAUGCAAUAUUGCGCCUGGACUGGGCAGUAGCAAGAUAUACGAGCCCCGUAUCUACGGCUUCCGUGUGUCAGAGGUUGCGCGCUCAGGCCCACGGAUGCAGUGGCUACGAGAUAAACCGGAUAACAUCUCGGAAUUAGAUGAGGCGCGCCAUCAUGCAGAGACCAAUCCAGAUAGCGACGAUGAUGACGAGAGUAUGAACUUGAAUGGACGGCCCGUGCGAAGACUACGGCCGCGAAGACGACAUGGCCAAGGAGGAAGCCCCAUGGCUGUAGAGGCGAACGGGGCAGACUCGGAGCUCUAGGAGAGCAAGCCGAAUGGCAAAUGUGACUAGAGUAGUGGUGGAGGCAACCAUCUCCACUCGCCGAAAAGUCUAUAGAUGAAGCACAAAACACAGACCGAACUGGACACGC